Messenger RNA from Diaporthe citri, 330 nucleotides. RefSeq lists its product as uncharacterized. The transcript is spliced from 3 exons. The record is from RefSeq and is a predicted model, not a curated record. Bases 1 to 330 code for a protein of 109 amino acids. Lineage: Eukaryota; Fungi; Ascomycota; Sordariomycetes; Diaporthales; Diaporthaceae. Gene Ontology annotation, cellular component: membrane.
AUGGGCGCCGAUCACCCAGCUUUCACACUAGCCGGCCUAUUGGCUGUCGGCGGAACGAUGGGAUAUGUCAAAGGUGGCUCAAGACCCUCACUCAUUGCAGGCGUCGGAUUGGGCGCCUCAUAUGGCCUAGCUGGCUACCUUCUCAAGGAGAACAAGGAUUACGGCUCAGAGCUCGCGCUCGGCAGCAGUGUCACCCUACUCGGUGCAGCAACAAGCAGAUGUAUCAAGACCAAGUUCAGGGCCCCUGUGCCGCUUGGUCUCUUCGCCACAGGUGGCCUGGCCACUUGGUACUUCUUCAAGAAGUUCAGGGAAUUCAAUUACGGCGUGUAA